AUGGUUUCCAACUCCUUUUUGAAGUUGACUGCGGUUGGUCUGGCCACUGCUCAGCUCGGUGCUGCCCAGACUUACACUAAGUGCAACCCGUUCAAGAAGACCUGUGCUGCCGACACCGGUCUGAACCAAUGGCAACUCAACACCGACUUUACCUCUGGCUCGUCUGCUUUCAGCAAGUGGAACACGACCUCGGGCUCUGUCGAGAGCACUUCGCUCGGUGCCAAGUUCACCAUCUCCGAGCAGGGCGAUGCUCCCACUAUCGAGAGUGACUUCUACAUCUUCUUCGGCCGUGUCGACGUCAAGAUGAGAGCCGCCAACGGCACCGGUAUUAUCUCUACCGCCGUUAUGGAGUCCGAUGACCUCGAUGAGAUCGACUGGGAGCAAAUCAGCACCUACGACUCCUCCAUCGAAACCGACUACUUCGGAAAGGGCAACACCACCUCCUACGACCGAGCCACUACCGUUGACGUCUCCAGCCCUGAAGAGACCUUCCACACGUACAGUAUCGACUGGACCUCCAGCCGCAUCGAGUGGCUCCUCGACGGCUCCGUCGUGCGCACCCUCGAGUACGCCAAUGCUGUCUCCGGCAAGAACUUUCCCCAGACCCCCAUGCGCAUCAAGAUCGGUAUCUGGGCCGGUGGUGACCCCGAUAACGCCGAGGGUACCAUUGAGUGGGCUGGCGGCGAGACCGACUACACCAACGGCCCCUUUACCAUGUACGUCGACUCGGUCAACAUCACCAACUACAACCCCGCCCAGGCCUACAAGUACACCGACAAGACCGGUUCCUAUACUAGCAUCAAGGCGAGCAACAGCACUUCCUCUACCAACCUGGGCAGCUCGUCGAGUUCGGUGGCCAGCUCCAGCAUGGCCUCGUCCAGCUCGUCUGCUUCCAAGACUGCUAGCUCCGGCUCGGCUGCUAGUGCCUCUGCCUCCUCGACCAUGUCCUCUGCUGCGUCGCUGUCGCAGUUCUGCUUCGUUUUCGCGGCUGGCAUGGCUGCUUUCGCUGCUGGAAUCUUCCAGCUGUAA
Messenger RNA from Penicillium argentinense, 1029 nucleotides. RefSeq names its product glycoside hydrolase family 16 protein. Gene Ontology annotation, biological process: fungal-type cell wall organization; carbohydrate metabolic process. Lineage: Eukaryota; Fungi; Ascomycota; Eurotiomycetes; Eurotiales; Aspergillaceae. The transcript has 3 exons. Gene Ontology annotation, molecular function: glycosyltransferase activity; hydrolase activity, hydrolyzing O-glycosyl compounds. Bases 1 to 1029 code for a protein of 342 amino acids. The record is from RefSeq and is a predicted model, not a curated record. Gene Ontology annotation, cellular component: fungal-type cell wall.